UAAAACUCAUAAAUACUGAUCAGAACACACUGAACAUUUACACACAACACAAGUAUUCUUGUUACACACAAAGAGCAGGAAAAAGCUCUUGGCUGAAGUCCAGGGACACUGGAAUCUAUUUGAAAUGGGCGCACAGGGCAAGAGCGUGGACUUCAGCGUUUUGGAGUUCGACAACUACAAUGACUACAUCACCUCGUUCGCCACCGUGAAGGACCACCGCUACCUGGGCAACCUGAGCACCAUCAAGACCAUCGUCCAGUUGGGCUACCGCACCACCAAGAUACCGUACACCCCAGAUGAGUACGUGAAAAGGGUGGACAUCGCCUUGGAGGCCAUCAGGCCCAAGACGUCCCACAUUGGGUUGUUCAGCGACCUCCUGGCCCCGACGAACGAGGACCCGGUGCUUCUGGAGUUCAAGUCGCGCGAGUUGCUCAACCUGAACAAGAUCCUUUCGACAAUCGUCUUCACCUCGUACAUCAACGUCGACGGGUCGGAGAUCUCCGGCUACAUCGACCUGGACAUGAGUUGGAGGAACUGCUACCGCGAGGCGUUAAAGCACACCGACUGGCGGGGCGUCUUCGCCGGCCGCACCCGGCUGAAGCCCAUGCCCCACCACCUCAGCUACUCGAACCCCCGCUACAACAUGGUGAAGUACUCCGACAGCGACAACUACCAGGUGAUGCACGACCACCACUACGGCCUGAUGUUCAUGCACCGGGGCGACCACAAAAUGAUCUCCGUGGGCGGCCAGUUCAACAUGUACUCGCGGAACGCUAAGCGGUCGAUGGUCUACUCUCCCAAGUUCGGAUACGUCGUCUUUUACGACCACUUUGUACGCAAGAAGGUCUAGUUCGGGUGGAGGAGGGCGAAAAGGUCAAAGCUAAAAUUAUGUCUGAAGUACGAACCUUAAAUAAUUCGAAUAUAGAAACGCGACACAAUAAUGGAAAAAAGCUAUACCGUUUUACAAAGCGUAACCAUAUGUCAAAACUACUCAACUGGGUGAAGUUGACACUUCUGACCUCAUAAAAAAAAAGUACAUCUUAAUCAGCAUCACCGGACGAUUAGAUUAAGUAAGCUUUGUCGGUGCAAAAAAAUAGUAGGUUCAAAGGUAAUACGUUCUAAGAUUUCCUAAAAUUCGAAAUAAAUUUCAUGUGGAUCGAAACCCUAGGACCAUAGGAAAGACCGAAAAACUUGUAAAAUAUUAAAAAUAAAACCUGUUUCGUCGUUAUUUUUUAUCGCA
Messenger RNA from Drosophila ficusphila, 1240 nucleotides. RefSeq names its product cilia- and flagella-associated protein 299. The transcript is spliced from 2 exons. The record is from RefSeq and is a predicted model, not a curated record. Bases 125 to 850 code for a protein of 241 amino acids. NCBI's taxonomy places the organism in Eukaryota, Metazoa, Arthropoda, Insecta, Diptera, Drosophilidae.